UAAGUUUUCAGCACCACAGACCAGAGAACAGUAACAGUCACAGGCGCGCGACAGUCCUAGAGCCAUGGAGCCGUCCACUGCCCCUGGUGCUGAACCGGCUGAUUUCGACAUGUACUCGGUGAUUCCGUUCAAUGUCACCUACCCGGACGACGAGAUGGGGUUCGUGCCCAACGGGGAAAACUACACCCAGCAGCUCCCGGUUCAGAGCGCCUCCAAUAUUAUAGUAGCCAUCUCCAUCACCGCGCUCUACUCGGUUAUCUGCGUGGUGGGAUUGCUCGGGAAUGUCCUUGUGAUGUACGGGGUGGUGAGAUACACCAAGAUGAAGACAUCCACCAACAUCUACAUCUUUAACCUGGCUCUAGCGGAUGCCCUAGCCACCAGCACACUGCCCUUCCAGAGCGCCAAGUACCUGAUGGGGACCUGGGCCUUCGGAGAGGUCCUCUGUAAGGUGGUCAUCGCCAUCGACUACUACAACAUGUUCACAAGCAUCUUUACCCUGACCAUGAUGUCUGUGGACCGCUACAUUGCUGUGUGCCACCCAGUGAGAGCCCUGGAGUUCAGGACGCCCGCCAAGGGUAAGAUCAUCAACGUUCUGAUCUGGGUUCUGUCCUCUGCCAUCGGAGUGCCCAUCAUGGUCAUGGCGGUGACCAAAACAACAGACAGUGGUCAGACUAUGUGUACACUGAAGUUCCCCGACCCUGACUGGUACUGGGACACAGUCACUAAGAUCUGCGUUUUCAUCUUUGCCUUCAUCAUCCCUGUCAUGGUCAUCACCAUCUGCUAUGGUCUGAUGAUACUGCGUUUGCGCAGCGUCCGCCUGCUCUCCGGCUCUAAGGAGAAGGACCGCAACAUGCGCCGCAUCACCCGCAUGGUCCUCGUGAUUGUCGCGGCCUUCAUUAUCUGCUGGACGCCCAUCCACAUCUUCAUCAUCAUCAAGACUCUGAUGGAGAUUGACUCUGGGAACGCCUACGUGAAAGCCAGCUGGCACCUCUGCAUUGCGCUGGGCUACAUGAACAGUAGUCUCAACCCUGUUCUCUACGCUUUCCUGGACGAGAACUUCAAGAGGUGCUUCCGGGACUUCUGCCUGCCCUGCCGGACCCGCGUGGAACGCAACACCCUCAACAGGGGUCGGAACGCCAACCGGGAACCCGUGUCCAUCUGCGCUCCGACUGAAGCUGGGACGGAAAAGAAGCCCGUAUGACUAGGCAUGGACCAGAUCCCUCGUGGUUCUCGAUCCAGGAGGGUCCAGCAAGACCUGCAGUCUGAGAUCACCCAGAUCUCCACAACAGAGUUCUGACAGGACAAACAAUGAUUUAGUCAGCCUCACACAGAGGUGUCAGUAAAGGAGGUUCCAAAACACACCAUAGUUUUUUUAGACCUCAUUGACAUUCCUACCAGUGAGAUUUAGGAACUUUCUUUAUUGUAGCUCAGAAGUAGAGAGAUUAAAUUCUUCAUCAUAAAUCCUUUUCUAUAAAACUCAACACACAUCUCUGUGAAGGUUCUAUCUAGAGACAAUCUGCGAAGGUGCCAGGCCCUUUUGAGUAGUGAAUUUCUGGUUUAUGACAAAUGGAUGUCUGGCUGCAGAGUGAAUACACAGGAUGUUGUCAAGGACAGUGGUCCAAAGUAUACAGCAUCGUUUUGUCAACAAGUCAUCCUUGUUUGUGACUGAUGACAAGCUGCACAAAUAUAGGACUGGGGUUGUUUUUAAAACAAGGCAACAGGGUAAGGGAAACCAAUGAAUGAGUAGAUAUGUAGACAUCUGAAAUGGGGACGUUUGACCCAGGAGGGGGUGGAGAAAACACCCAACACUGUUCAGUGAAAAUGACAGUUGUUACAGCUGACGGACUUGGCAAAGAUUCCAAAUGCUAAGCAGUGGUCUAUUUUUAUCUCAUGUACCAGAGACUGCAUCAUCCAUCUUGAAGUAGUGUGAAUAGAAAAGACAGACUGUAGCAUGGGUACAGUACACUGUGAGUGUGAUGUCAAUGCUUCUCCAGGCCACAGUAGCCUUGUGCUUUGACAAACUGAGAAAGUGCAGAAGCAUGGAUGUCCAACCUUUGUUAAUCAGACCUUCUUUCUAUUCUCUGGGAAGCAAGCACCUGUAAACUAACAUCGAUGAUGAAUUUUCAAAGACUGCUGACGCAUAUUCCAUCACACUUGACUAAGAUAUAAUGGAGAAAAAAGUCGUUUUCCACUUUCCAUCUACAAAAGGCAAAACAAAUACAUUUCAUGCGCCACAGAGGAAGAAGAAACUACAGAUCCGUUUUGACAGGUUGGAUGACGGAUGAAAACAUACUUUAGUGCAAAGCACUGGGGCACGAGACACUGAAACAAAAUGGGAGAAUGGGGCUGAUAGCUACAUGAAUCUGCAAACAAUGGAAAUAUACCACAGAGCUCUGUGCCUGCCUGUGCUCCACUGCUGUACCAUAGCAUUUCCUCACAGACACCUCGGCUCUCAGCUCCAAACCUACUAGACUUUCAUAGAUCGGAGCAGAGAGGUAGAAGGGACCACUGAGAGGAAUAACUAAACAAUCAUAGACCACAGAGGGUGGAGGAGCAGACAGCCUAAUCUAGAUCUACACUCUGUGUGAAUGCAUUACUACUUUGAUGAAUGUAAAAAUGAAACAACAACAGCAAAACAACUUUAAAACUGACAAGCCUGAAGAGUAUGGCGGCUUGUGAGACCAAGACCACAAACCUCUUGAGAAUCACUGAGCAUGUACAUAGCUGAACCAAGUGAGAUUUGGAAAGGACUCACUAUCUGUGUUACUGUGUAAUUGGAGAAAAACAUUGUGUCAUCUGUCAAAUUAAAUCGAUGGCAGAUUAGAGAGACUUAACUAUGGCAUUAAGUCAUGAUAAGAUUCCUAAGAAAUAUGAUGACAGCGCUCAAUUUUACCUUGAGGGCAUCAACUAAUUAUAGUGAUUAAGAUUAAAUUGCCCUUCAUAUUUCAUAGGCUGUAGGCUAUAAUUUAUGACUUUAUUAUAGGGUAUAAAUUCUCCCGGUAACCUUGCAAAACAUCAAUACUGAUGAAAGAUCAAGCCUGUAAAUCGUUCCAUAGAUUGCAACCCACAUGGCACCCUAUUCCCUAUAUAGUGCACUACAUUUGACCAAGUAGUGCACUAUGUGUAGAUAUAGAUAUUCUCAGAACUCCUACAUAUUAUUUACGUAGUUGGCUAACUUUUUCAGUGACAGGUGAAACUACCUGGCUUCCAUUUGUGUAUGUGAUUCUGUAUGCUGUUUUGAUGAUGCCUACCUCUCUAUUUUCACAGUGAUAUUUGAUCACAUAGCUGUAUGCUCUAUUAGCUACUGUACUGCUUAACUGCUGAGGCUAGUCUUACAUUAAAAAAGAAAAGAAGAGAGAAACAGAUUAAGUCCCAUUUAUAAAAUGAGAUUAUUUUCGUCCCGGUCUUAUUUGCAGUAUAUGUCCUGGCAGUGAGUGAAAAUGCUUCAGGACUAAUAACACAGACUGCUGAAUUAUUUACAGCCGAAUCCGUUUCUGGUUUAUGUUCUCUUUGCUUUUGUCAGUAUUCCUGACAGACACACUUUAUAUUAUAAUGUGGAUCUAAAACUAUGUAUUUACAUGGCUUCUACAAAGAGAGAUAGUGUAUUAAAAUGUGGAACAGACUACACAUCAUUAUGUAUAACAGAUAUGAUAUUGAUUACAUGCAUUAGCUUUGCAAACAAGCUCACAUCGACAGGGUAGAGAUAUUUAAGUACUGUACUCCAGUGUAACAAUGUUCACAACUUCUGUAAAUGAAUUGUACAUCUAAAUAUGGUUUUAACACCCUUUAAUACACAGUGGGACCAUAAUGGUAAAAGGUACAGUACAGUACAUCAAACUGACAAAUGCGUGCAAAUGUCACAAAAUAGAAAAUGACCACUUAGCCACCCAUUUUAUUAGAGCAACAGUUGCUAAUAGCCUACUAUAACCGUUUGCCUCUGAGUGUCUGUUAUAGAACGAUGGAUUUUAUAUUGGUCAAGGCUAACUCCCACAUAGUAUUUCUCAGAACCGCUGUCAAUAGCUACAAUACAAUUGUAACUUUCCUUUCUCUUGUCAUGUGAGUCACUCUUUGUGUUGAAAAUCUAAUUUCAUUAUUUCACAAUCUAUCAUUCAUGGUUUUUAUACUUAUAAACUGAGUGUACAAAACAUUAAGGACACCUUCCUAAUAUUGAGUUGCACCCCCCCCCUUGUU
This is a messenger RNA of Salvelinus sp. IW2-2015, 4191 nucleotides long. Its product is annotated as delta-type opioid receptor-like. The record is from RefSeq and is a predicted model, not a curated record. Gene Ontology annotation, biological process: G protein-coupled opioid receptor signaling pathway; neuropeptide signaling pathway. NCBI's taxonomy places the organism in Eukaryota, Metazoa, Chordata, Actinopteri, Salmoniformes, Salmonidae. Gene Ontology annotation, molecular function: neuropeptide binding; G protein-coupled enkephalin receptor activity. Gene Ontology annotation, cellular component: neuron projection; plasma membrane.